AUGAUGAAGGAACUAUUGUCCAAUGUGAAUACAGGCAUCGAGCUGACGGCUCAGGAUGACACAAACCCCUCAGAAAUUCCACCUGCAAUGGUGAACAAGGAUGGGAAUGGUGUCUCUCUUCCUAGUCUUGUCGAAGUCGUCCAAAGCGAGCCAGGUGAUGAUUGUGGAGAGGAGACGCGUAAGUCUGAAGAGAUUUUUCCGACAGCGGAGAAUUUUUCGAUACCAGAUCGUCGUACGGCGUUUAGUGCAAGAGGUGCACAAUCUCGCGUGGAAGUCGGUGCACACAGAGAUAAGGAUGGCCAAGGUAGUCUACAGACACCGCAACCGCAACCUUUAUUGAAUCCACGGUUGUUCGAAUUUUGGUGUGAAUAG
Messenger RNA from Ogataea haglerorum, 372 nucleotides. RefSeq lists its product as uncharacterized. The transcript has a single exon. The record is from RefSeq and is a predicted model, not a curated record. Lineage: Eukaryota; Fungi; Ascomycota; Pichiomycetes; Pichiales; Pichiaceae. The coding region runs from base 1 to 372 and encodes 123 amino acids.